UCUCUUUUAAAACAUGGUUCGAUAAAAAGGGAAAUUGAAAAAUAAAAAAUAAAAAAAAUCAUAGUUUGUUUCUAAAGAAUUUCUGGGAAAUGGCAAAGAUGGCAUUUGAGAAUGAUAUUGGCAUGCAAAGAGGACGGCAAGGGUCCAAAACACAUCCGCUUUUGUUCUCUCUCUCCCUCUCUCUCUCUCUGCCUCUCGACGACUUGUUCUCGUCUCUGUUUUCUCUCUGAUUCUGAGGAUUCCCAUCUUUCUCUUCAAGUUCGAUCAGCUUCUCUUUCGAUCAAACGGUGUCCAGAUUUUGGUUUUUUUGUUUCCCAUUAAUUUUUGUUGUUGGUAGUUCUGGGUUUGGUCGGAGAUGUCGAAUUUGCAUAGCAAUUUCAACCAGAAGAUCGAUUAUGUAUUCAAGGUCGUGCUGAUCGGAGAUUCUGCGGUGGGAAAGUCCCAACUUUUAGCUCGAUUUUCAAGGAACGAGUUCAGUUUGGAUUCAAAAGCAACUAUUGGGGUUGAGUUCCAGACCAAGACGCUCGUCAUCGACCACAAGACCAUCAAGGCCCAGAUAUGGGACACUGCAGGCCAGGAAAGAUACAGAGCGGUGACAAGUGCAUACUAUAGAGGUGCUGUUGGAGCAAUGCUGGUCUAUGACAUAACCAAGCGUCAAUCAUUUGAUCAUGUGGCUAGGUGGCUAGAGGAAUUGCGGGGUCAUGCUGAUAAAAAUAUUGUCAUCAUGCUUGUAGGCAACAAAACUGACCUUGGCUCUCUUCGAAAUGUCUCAACCGAGGAUGCAAAAGAAUUUGCCCAAAUGGAGAACCUUUUCUUUAUGGAGACAUCAGCACUUGAGGCCACUAAUGUUGAAUCAGCUUUCCUCGCAGUCCUGACUGAAAUUUAUCGAAUCAUCAGCAAAAAAGCCCUUACUGCCAAUGAGGAGCUGGAGUCUGGAGGGAGUGCAUCACUUCUUAAGGGAACAAAGAUUGUUGUCCCUGGACAAGAGCCACAACCUGAAGGGAGAUUCAGUUGCUGCAAGACUUCAUAAGAUUGUACUUCAUAACCUACCGUCACAUGGAUUUCUGCUGUUUAUAAUUCUGUAGAUCCUGUACAACAUAUUGACGCACCCCGGGUUUUUCUAGAUUUUGUAUUACUGCUCAAUGAUGCGGUAACUUUGACAUGUUCUUGCUUGCAGCCGACUUGAAUUCAUUUACAUGAUUAUUGUUUAGCAGAAUUCUUUGGCUGUGCUAAAGUAUGUAUUAAUGCACACUACCAGGUUCAUGCCUUCGUACGAGAAACUAGGCAAAAGAAGCCUCCUUAUGGAAAGAAUAUGGCUUCUCUAUUGUAUAAUCUUCAUAUUUUGAUAAAAAAAGGAUUUCUUUCAAA
This is a messenger RNA of Ziziphus jujuba (common jujube), 1368 nucleotides long. RefSeq names its product ras-related protein RABA4c. Lineage: Eukaryota; Viridiplantae; Streptophyta; Magnoliopsida; Rosales; Rhamnaceae. Bases 356 to 1030 code for a protein of 224 amino acids. The record is from RefSeq and is a predicted model, not a curated record. Gene Ontology annotation, molecular function: GTPase activity; GTP binding. The transcript has 3 exons. Gene Ontology annotation, cellular component: endosome.